AUGGUCAUGGAAGAGGAUCCUGCUGAAACGGCUAGGGUACAUGGCAUGGGAACAGCGCAGACUAGGGGUCCAUCAUCCCCAUCGCAGAAUGAUCCCCACGUCAUCCACCGUCGGCUAGCGAUGGCAGAUCGCGCCACACCAUUUUAUACGUUAAAUCGGGCUGUUGAGACACGGGACUACGGAGUAGCCACCUCUCCCACCUGUCCUCAGUCUGAAACACUCCCACCGGGACUACUGCCUUCGGAAUAUAUACUUCUAACCCUAGACCCUCCAUCAAGAGGCAAGGCAUGGGCAUUCCUUUCCGGAUAUUGUCCGAACCCUAGCUUGAAGCGUACACCCACAUCCCACAUCUCCUGGGACAAGCGCCAAUAG
Messenger RNA from Aspergillus terreus NIH2624, 372 nucleotides. RefSeq lists its product as uncharacterized. The record is from RefSeq and is a predicted model, not a curated record. The transcript is spliced from 4 exons. NCBI's taxonomy places the organism in Eukaryota, Fungi, Ascomycota, Eurotiomycetes, Eurotiales, Aspergillaceae. The coding region runs from base 1 to 372 and encodes 123 amino acids.